AGCUGUUGAAUCUGUUCUUUGUAAUUUCCCUGUUAUAGUUGUUGUUUUUUAUCUUAUUUUUAACAAAAAUAAAUAUACUUAUUAAUUGAGAAUCUUAAUUACAUCAAGAUAACAUGGUCCAUUGUACAAUAAAUUUAGAAAAUAAUACUUAUGCUGUCUAUAGAGCUGGCGAUACAUUACAAGGAACGAUUGAACUGUUCCUUGAACAACCUAAAAAGUUCAGAGGAUUUUACUUUGUGUUGAAUGGACGCGCAAAGUGUCAUUGGACUGAAACUAGAAGGCAUACAUCAGGAAGUGGAAAAAAUCGUCGCACGCGUUCAAGAACUGUUCACUUUGAAGGGAAAAAUGUUUACUUGAACGCAAAAACUUAUUUGUUUGGCGCUCCAGGUGCAGAAGCUACAGAAAUUGAGAGUGGAACUCAUCGCUUUAAUUUUACUUGUCAGCUUCCUCCUAUGAUUCCUGGAAGUUUUGAAGGAUCUUAUGGCAAUAUACGAUAUCAUAUUGAAGCAGUUCUCGACGUACCUUGGGGAUUUGACAAAGAAUAUAAAGUUCAAUUCACAGUUGUUCAACUUGAAGAUCUGAAUAAUGAUCCAGGACUGUCAAUUGCUGUUCAAAACGAAGAAUCGAAAACAUUUUGUUGUCUGUUCUGUGAAUCAGACCCACUCUUUAUGACCGUAACUAUUCCUUAUUCUGGAUUUACACCAGGACAAAUUAUUCCAGUGACAGUAAAGUAUAACAACAAAAGUAAUGUUGAAAUUGACUACACCAGAAUUUCGUUGGUGAAAGUUGUGAAAUUUAAUAGUGAACGCCACAUCAUAAAACUAAAACUGAAGCUGAUAGAAUUUCCAAUUUGUCAUAAUCUUGAAAUUCCUAGUGCUGCUGUAUGUUCAAAUUCUAAAUUUUGUAAUGUCGUUCAAGUUAUGUAUAUGGUGGAAGUUGAAGCGGGCGUUUUAGGAUGUCAUUCAGGUUUAACUCAUAAGAUACCAAUUACAAUUGGCUCAAUUCCAUUACGAAUGAGCUUAGGCAAUGGUGAAAAUGUUCCUUCAACUUCAGCAUCGGGACCGUUUCCAUCGGCUCCUAUUGUAGAUCAAUCUGAGCAAAAACCUCCUUCAGCUCCUGAAUUUGAUCUUCCACCAAGCUUUGAAGAAGCUUUAAAGAUUGCUCCAAAUGUACAACCGUCUUUGUCGUCUCAUGGCGAAACUUCUAAUGUUGGAUGGAGCGUAUCUCAAAAUAUUCCUUCAGCACCAGAGAAACAAUAAAAUUUUGACGAAAUUGGGUGUUAAUUUGUGUCUUAUAUGAUUAGAUUCGCACGAACUUAUUUGUUAGAUACUUAAAUGUGCUAAUUGUAUGAAUCUUCGAUAUUUCCGUGGAUAUUCUUUAAGAUCUGAUUAUUAUGAUAAAAUCAAAAGAUCAAAACUAGAUGAUAUAAUGUAGACAUUAUUUUUUUUACAAUAACUUUUCUAAUAUUUACCAAAAAAUCAAUUAAAAAUUUAAUAAACAUUACUAUCGAUGAACAAGUGCCACAAACAUUCUAAUCUUUUACAUUUCCCCUCACAAUCAUGAAUCAAGCUAAAGUACGAUGAUUUAUUACUUAAAUUUGUCAAAAAACAAAUAGAAUGUAAUGGAAAAAGUUCUUUUUUUUUGGGAAAACCUUGACUUCAUGUCUACUUAUGAAACAAAUCAAAGUCCAAUAAAAACAAAGUUCAAGUUCACAGAACAGAAAAAUAAACA
Molecule: messenger RNA, 1731 nt
Organism: Clunio marinus
Lineage: Eukaryota; Metazoa; Arthropoda; Insecta; Diptera; Chironomidae
Source: the annotation of a GenBank genome assembly